AUGGCCGAUGUGCCCAAGGACCUUUUGGCCGAGGUCAAGAAGCUGGAGGAGCAGUUCACUGUCCCCACCGAGAAGCUUAAGCAAAUCAGCAAGCACUUCAUCUCGGAGCUGGAGAAGGGUCUCAGUGUCGAAGGCGGUAGCAUCCCUAUGAACCCUACUUGGGUCAUGUCCUUCCCUGAUGGCUACGAAACUGGCACUUACCUAGCCCUCGACAUGGGUGGCACCAACCUCCGUGUCUGUGAGAUUACCUUGACGGACGUCAAGUCGGAGUUCGACAUCAUUCAAUCCAAGUACCGCAUGCCUGAGGAGCUCAAGACCGGACAGUCGGACGAGUUGUGGGAGUACAUUGCCGACUGCUUGGCCCAGUUCAUCGAGACUCACCAUCCCGACCACCCUCAGUCUCAGAAGAUUCCCCUUGGUUUCACCUUCUCCUACCCUGCCACCCAGAACUACAUCGAUGAGGGCAUCCUCCAGCGCUGGACCAAGGGUUUUGACAUUGCCGGAGUCGAAGGCCAGAACGUUGUUCCGUUCCUCGAGGCCGCCUUGGCUGCCAGGAAUGUCCCUAUCAAGCUGUCUGCCUUGAUCAACGACACCACUGGAACCCUGAUUGCCUCGGCUUACACCGAUACCAAGAUGAAGAUUGGCUGCAUUUUUGGCACUGGCUGCAACGCUGCUUACAUGGAAAACUGCGGCUCCAUCCCUAAGCUUGCUCACAUGAACUUGCCUCCUGAUUGCCCCAUGGCCAUCAACUGCGAAUGGGGUGCCUUUGACAACGAGCACAAGGUCUUGCCUCGUACCCCCUACGACAUCAUCAUUGAUAAGGACUCUCCCCGCCCGGGUCAGCAGGCGUUCGAGAAGAUGAUUGCCGGUCUCUACUUGGGCGAGAUCUUCCGUUUGGUCCUCGUUGACCUGCACGACAACAAGGCUGUGCACAUCUUCGAGAACCAGGACAUUGUCAAGCUCCGCAAGGCCUACACCCUGGACUCGUCUUUCUUGUCAGCCAUUGAGGACGACCCCUUUGAGAACUUGCAGGAAACGAGCGACCUGUUUCUCUCCAAGCUGAACCUCAAGGCCACCAGGCCCGAGCUGGAGCUGGUUCGCCGCCUCGCCGAGCUCAUCGGCACCCGCGCUGCCCGCCUCUCCGCUUGUGGUGUCGCUGCCAUUUGCAUGAAGAAGGGCUACGAGAGCUGCCACGUUGGCGCCGACGGCUCGGUGUUUAACAAGUACCCUCACUUCAAGGCCCGCGGUGCCCAGGCUCUGCGCGAAAUUCUUGACUGGCCUGCCAAGACUAACCCCAAGGAAGAGGACCCUAUCGAAAUCCUCGCGGCAGAGGACGGUAGCGGUGUUGGUGCCGCCCUCAUUGCCGCCCUGACCCUCAAGAGAGUUCAGCAGGGCAACAUGGCCGGCAUUCUUAACCCCGAGAACUUCAAAUAG
Messenger RNA from Colletotrichum spaethianum, 1434 nucleotides. Its product is annotated as hexokinase. Gene Ontology annotation, molecular function: fructokinase activity; mannokinase activity; D-glucose binding. The transcript has 5 exons. Bases 1 to 1434 code for a protein of 477 amino acids. Gene Ontology annotation, biological process: glucose 6-phosphate metabolic process; intracellular glucose homeostasis; glycolytic process. Gene Ontology annotation, cellular component: cytosol; mitochondrion. The record is from RefSeq and is a predicted model, not a curated record. Lineage: Eukaryota; Fungi; Ascomycota; Sordariomycetes; Glomerellales; Glomerellaceae.